Molecule: messenger RNA, 571 nt
Organism: Helicoverpa zea (corn earworm)
Lineage: Eukaryota; Metazoa; Arthropoda; Insecta; Lepidoptera; Noctuidae
Exons: 2
Coding region: 78-452 (124 amino acids)
Source: RefSeq, a predicted model, not a curated record
CAGAGUUAUAACUCCACCCAUCAUCAUUGUCACCACAUUUUGCAAACAGUAACUGUGAAAGAAAGUCUUGUUCAAAGAUGAAAUUCCUGAGUGUUUUCGUACUUGCCUUAGUGCUGAUGGCACAGGGUAAGGUCGUUCCUGAUGAUGGGGAAAGAGUGAACGUGGUGGACGUACAGCCUGAGGUAGAUGCUGAAGUAGAUGCAGCUGUCCCAGAGGUCGUUGACCUUGUACCUCAAGUUCUCGAAGUAAGCGGUGAUCCGGCUGUCCGAGUAUUUCGAGGAGACCUCCCACAAGAAAUGCGUGCAUUCGAAUUACCUAAAAUGCCUGAAACGCUGUACUUGCCGAUUUUAUCGAAAGCCUGCACCAACUCUGCUUGCGUCUACAUUUGCAACCUCCUAGGAUUCCAGAAAGGAGUUUGUAUUUCAACCAGUACUUGUCAGUGCACCAACUAAUUUCUUUCAUCUUUUGACAGAUAAUUCGAAUUGGUUCUAAAUUGAUUCAUGUUUGAAAUGGCUUCUAUUUUUAAACUUUUGACACUUUUUUACUUCUAAAUAAACUUUUUGGAUUAGAA